Molecule: messenger RNA, 2840 nt
Organism: Rhagoletis zephyria (snowberry fruit fly)
Lineage: Eukaryota; Metazoa; Arthropoda; Insecta; Diptera; Tephritidae
Molecular function (GO): nucleic acid binding; zinc ion binding
Source: RefSeq, a predicted model, not a curated record
CCUCGCCUCCAAGGAUUAGUAUCAGAAUCCAGUCAAGACAAAGCCGAUGCAGCCUAUGAUCCUAGUCCCGCCGGCCAAGUGGAAAUGCAGCCGAGCCAACAUCGAACGCAAAUUGCUACCACCGCUGUACCCGCCGCAACAGCACCAGAGGAUAGCGUUUGCCAACGAUCAGAAGCCAUCACACAAAAUACUUUCGCCAGUUCCGCAAAUUUGCCCACCCAAGAAAGCGUUGUUCAGACCCUGCUUAAACAAAUUGCCUCUCUUGAAUGUCAACUUAAAAGCGUGCAAGUCAGAGCUAAGGAAAGCGAUUCACAAUGCCUCGCGUUAAGGGAGGCACUCCAGCAGCGCACUUCCAAGGAUGACACAACGGCCAUAUCAUACGCCGUUCCAAGCACCAGUGCAAUUACCGGCUCAGUUGGCUGCUACAUUGAGGGCGCUAAUAACACAAUGAUGCCGAGACCUGAUAAUGAAGCAUCCACCGCCUUGUAUAGUAGUUUGACCACCAAUACAGUCUCUGCAUCGCAUGGGUUUCCCGCCAUGACUCAUCAAGCCGCUACUUUUAAGGUACCGUACAUUAACAAUAGGUCUGCUACUUAUGAAGCCGUUACUCCUGUCUUUACAAGUGCCGCUAACUCGUCCGCCGUUGUCGCCAGCUCUAUGGCUGUCCCUGUCACGCAGCCGUCGUCCUCUAAUGCAGGUUUGAGCGAUUUUCAACCAAUUAGCGGCAUUCAUCAACGCGCCAGAGUAACGAGUGAGCAUCCGCCGUCAUGUUCGCUAUUGCUACCAACGAGAGCGCCUUUCGCUUCAUCAUCAGCGUCGCCUUUGCCAGAUGCAGGAAUGCCUGGGAUAACGCCUACAUUCAACAACGUCCUACAUGGAAAUACGGCACUAGCACCGCGCAAAUUGCAGGACUUGCCUGAAUUCAACGGCCAUCCAGAGGAUUGGCCUUUGUUUCAUACAGCGUUCAUACAGUCUACAGCGGUAUAUGGCUACACAAAUUUAGAGAACAACCAGCGCUUGCAGAAAAGUCUGAAAGGGGAAGCUCGUGAUACUGUGCAGGCGUUAUUGAUCCAUCCAGACAAUGUAAAUGCCAUCAUUGAGCAGCUAAGGUUUCGUUUUGGUCGCCCCGAACAACUUAUUCGUAGCCAACUGUCGAUCAUCAAAGAUAUACCAUCUGUGCCCGAGUCCAAUUUAGUGAAGCUGAUUCCGUUUGCUACUAAAGUACAAAAUCUUGUCGCGUUUUUGAAAUCGGCGAACGGUCAUCAGCAUCUGGUGAACCCGACGUUGAUGGAGGAGCUGGUCAAUAAACUGCCAAUGAGCAAGAGAAUCGAGUGGGCCAGGUUUGCAUCAGUGAUUCAGCCGUACGCAACCAUAGUACACUUUAGUGAAUGGCUAACUCAGACUGCGAAUCUCAUAUGCACUGUGCAAAGUUUCGAUAGCAAAGAAACAAUAAAACGUCGUGUAGUAUUAUAUGCCACAGAAAACCAGCGUGAAAAACAUUCGACACCAACCUUGAAAUGUGUAAUCUGCCAACACGGUCACAAGUUAGCGGAUUGUCAACGCUUCAUUAAAAUGACAGUACCUGAUCGUUGGACUGAAGCUAAACGUCACCACCUAUGUUUUUCCUGCCUCCAUGCUGGACAUUCUACACGGGAUUGCCGUCGCCGAAAGACCUGUACUCUAGAUGGCUGUAAAAGAGUGCAUCACAAGCUCCUACACGAUUCGACUCAGAAGUCAGCUCCAGUACCAGAACCGUCUCCAGCACUUGCAGAUCUACCAAAUCAAGGUAAUAAACAAUCAGUCUUGAGUUGCAGCAACAAUUUAGUAAAAAACAAGCUGUUAUUCCGUAUCUUGCCUGUGACGCUCUAUGGUAAGGACAAAAGCGUCAACACUUAUGCUUUGCUCGACGAAGGUUCGUCUGUCACUCUGAUUGACAGUGCUUUAGUACAGGAGCUGGGGUUACGUGGCCAUCAGCGCAAGCUACAUGUUCAGUGGUUCGGAGGUCGGGCAGCUGAAAAACUCAGCCAAGUCGUCAACUUGUUCAUCAGUGGCACAGGAAUGGAGAAGAGACAUCAUCUGCGUAACGUCCAUAGCGUGUCGAAUUUGUGUUUGCCAUCACAAAGCGUGAGUAAAGAAGACCUCAAAUCAUUAACCCACAUGCGGCAGUUGCCGUUGGACCCAUAUAGUGGUGCCGUGCCAAAAUUGUUACUAGGCCUCGACCACUGCCAUUUAGGUCUGCCUACGGAAGUCCUGAGGAUUCAUUGCACUGGACCAUACGCCGCUAAUACCGAGCUUGGCUGGACUGUAUUUGGUCCAACAGUAAAUGCUCAGCCCAAAGUACAACGAUGUCUUUUAGUCAAACAAACCAGCGACCAAGACCUUCACGACCUGGUGGCUGAUUAUUUCACCAUAGAAAGCUUCGGAGUGAAACCAGCGCCCCCUGUUGAAAGUGCAAAUGACACCCGCGCGAAAGCAAUCUUACAUACAACAACGCGUCGAGUAAACGGAAGGUACGAAACAGGGCUCUUGUGGAGGAGUGACGACAUUAUUCUGCCAGAAAGUUACUCAAUGGCAUACAGGCGACUUCUUGGCAUCGAAAGGAAAAUGCAGCGUGACAGCACCUUUGCAGAAUCUUACAAAGAAAUAAUGAACUCUUACAUCGUGAAGGAUUACGCCCGCAAACUCCAGCCAGAAGAGAUAUCCUCGGUACAAAACAAAACAUGGUAUUUGCCGCACUUCGACGUGGUUAACCCUAACAAGCCACGGAAAUUGAGGCUGGUCUUUGAUGCCGCUGCUGUAGCACAUGGUGUGUCACUGAAUGCUCAUCUCCUGAAGGGCCC